AUGCUAAAUCAAGCAAAAGCGUCUUCACCAGAUGGAAAAGACCUCAUCACUCCCGAAGGCGUGGUCACAUGGGAAGCGCGUGUUUGGAAAGCCCUCAACUGGAUUCGGGAGUGCAGGUCGUCACACAGCCUCUGCGAGCACCCAGCCUUCAGCCGGGAUGUUCGCCCCUCUCGCCUUGUCGAAGUGUACGCAGAGGGUGCCGAAAAACGUAUUCUGGUUAUUCAAGUCCCACUUACUGGCAGGCACAUCGACUACACGGCGCUGAGCCACUGUUGGGGUCCAUCCGGUGUGCCCUUCAAGCUGACCAGGUCGACCAUGGCUCGCCUUGCGUGCGGUGUUCCUCUGACCGAGCUGCCAAGGACCUUCCGGGAUGCCGUUCGGGUAACCUCGAGCCUUGGCCUCAGGCACAUCUGGAUUGAUGCAUUAUGCAUCCUUCAAGAGGAGGCCUGCGACGAUUCGCUCAGCGCACACGAUUGGGAGAUCGAGGCGUCGAAAAUGGGGAGCAUCUACUCCAACGCGUACGUUACGCUUGCCGCGGCGGAUGCGAGGGACAGCACUGGCGGUUUGUUUCUCGACGUUGUGCCUCGAUACCUCUCUCGGUUCGGUCAUCAUGUCCUCGCCUAUGGCCGGGCAGGCGAACCUUCUCGUCUGCCGAAAGAGUCGGUACUGAGUUCGAGAGGCUGGAUUUUGCAAGAACUAGUUCUCUCACCUCGUGUGAUUCACUUCUCUACCAAUCUAAUCUUCUGGCAGUGCAAGCAAUCAAAGCACAUGUGUGAGGACAACAGCCACGAGGCUAGUUCGGCUCCCCUCGCUCGGUUCGGGGCGAAGUACCGCAGCCUGCCUUUUCCCGGUCGACCAGACUGGAGCAACCCUUCGAAUACUUGGAGUGAGUGGACAGUGCAAUACUCCAGGAUGCACCUCACACGGCCUACCGACCGACUCGCCGCUUUCGCUGGCAUUUCUCGGUACUUCCAGCGUAUGACAAACUGGACGCCGGUUGUCGGUUUGUGGCAAGAAGAUCUCAUGAUGGGACUCCUGUGG
Thermothielavioides terrestris NRRL 8126 is the source of this 1041-nucleotide messenger RNA. RefSeq lists its product as uncharacterized. The annotation marks the transcript as partial. The transcript has a single exon. Lineage: Eukaryota; Fungi; Ascomycota; Sordariomycetes; Sordariales; Chaetomiaceae. The record is from RefSeq and is a predicted model, not a curated record.